Cylicocyclus nassatus is the source of this 1262-nucleotide messenger RNA. Lineage: Eukaryota; Metazoa; Nematoda; Chromadorea; Rhabditida; Strongylidae. The record is from the annotation of a GenBank genome assembly.
CCUAGAUCUGCUUGCAGCCCCAUGGCUGGAUAUGGCCCACGGGAUUACGAUCACUUAUUCAAACUGCUAAUAAUUGGGGACAGCGGGGUUGGAAAGAGUAGUUUGCUGCUUCGGUUUGCUGAUAAUGUAUUUUCUGAGAACUACAUAACAACAAUUGGUGUAGACUUCAAAAUCCGAACAGUUGAAGUUGAUGGGCAACGGGUGAAACUGCAAAUUUGGGAUACAGCAGGACAAGAACGAUUCAGAACAAUUACAUCAACGUAUUACCGUGGUACACAUGGUGUUGUGGUUGUAUACGAUGUAACGAAUGGUGAAUCGUUCAGUAAUGUAAAGAGAUGGCUACAUGAAAUUGACGCAAAUUGUGAAAGUGUGCAAAAAAUUUUAGUGGGCAACAAAAAUGAAGAUCCUACACGUAGAAUCGUACUGGAAAGCGAUGCUCGUCAAUUUGCCGACACUAUGCAUAUAAAAUUUUUCGAGACGUCAGCUAAGGAGAAUACAAACGUCGAGGAGAUGUUUUCCUGUAUAACCCGAUUGGUGCUGAAUGCAAAGCUUUCAAGUCCACAAGGCAAAGAUGGACGUCCGGAAGUGAAAUUGACGCUCAACGAUAGACAGCGAGAGAAGAAGAAAUGUGGUGGCAAGUGUGGAUAAUUGUAAAAAAAUCUGUAUGUCUCUGUGUGGCGUCGUCACCGCUAGGGCUAUUACAUUGACGGCUGAAAUCUCUACUAGGUCCAAGUGGCUGAAAACUGUUCCCGCUGAUCUUUACACCCUUAGAGAAUCGUUUCCCAUUGUCUACCUGAUUCAAAUUUUGAGGAGAUAGUCUAGACUUCUUUCUUGCUACUUUUGUCAUAUAAUUUGCUACGUUUUAUCAACUGUUGUAAGUCAUUCCGCUGCCUGAUUGAAGAAUAACAGUGAUGAUAGAUGUUUGUACUCCCUCUUUCGCAAAGUCAUAUUCCGACUAGCUUGUGGUCUCUAAGCUCGUGUGCCACAAAAGUUCGUUCUCAUCCAUGGUAGAUUUUACCGAACAGACGUAGAGCUUUGUGAUUCGACCAUUUCGCCUCAUUUUCACUGUUUCUACAAAUAGUUGCAUAGCUGGUCUAUCUUUCCGCAUAAGCAUCGCCUUAGUUUCACGCGAUUUCACUACUUUCCACAUCCUUGUAUGUUUUCAAGUGCAAUGUUGAAUCCGUAAAAUCGUCUUUACAUGCAACGCUUCAGUUGUCAUUGUUUGAUGCAAAUUUUCUAUCAAAAUAAUUCGCCAAUAAAAC